GUUGCUGGAAUAGCCCUAUUAUUUUUAUGUCUGUGAUUACGAGGACAGCAGCGUGACUGGUGCGCUGACACAGAUAACAAAGAUGUAUUUAGGGCUAAAUAAUAUUGAGUUUACCUUUGUUUAAAGCUGGAAUCAAUACUUCUUAAAGCACGUCCAUUUUUCAUUUAGCAAGCCUCUUGUCUGAGAGUAGGGUCAGAGAGAUGUAUGGAGGGGAGAGUGUUUUAAUUCCCCCUCGGUUGUAGUAGUAAUAAUAAUUGUCAGUACAACCGCGGAUCCUAAAGAUUGGGUGAUAGGGAGGCCAGCCCCACAACACAAAAUUAAUAGAGUUUGAAAAUUGAGACAGAUUAUUUGCCCGUUAUUUUUUCUUUCCUGAUUUUUACAGGGUACCCACUGAGAUGGCCGUUGGUGUCGAUGUACUGGAAACAUGGUGAAUGAACUUCUCAACGGAUCACAACCUGUAAUCUGCCUGUGAGUCUGGAUCCUGACAACUCUGCCCCAGCUGAUAAGACUUUAAUCCUCGGUGCUGAACACAGAAUAUGUCUUGUGGUUUUGGAAAAAUGGGGCGCAUCAACAACACUGCGCAGAGGGGCACAACUUUUGCUCUCCGAAUUGGAUCAGAUAAAGCCCAGAGAUCUCGGUCCAUCUUACGGCCAGCAGCCACGGUGCCGGCUCCGGCCCUUGGUUUCCGUCUGAGACGAGGCCAUUCGGGAUCGCCGGUGUAGUGGAGGUAUGGACUGUAACUGUGUUAGUGACCUGCUGCUCACGCCACCUGUCCCAGCCCUCUGGACACCAGGCAUCGCUUUCCCUGACUGGGCCUAUAAGCCGGAGUCAAGCCCAGGCUCCAGGCAGAUCCAGCUGUGGCAUUUUAUCCUGGAACUGCUGCAGAAGGAGGAAUACCAGGGGGUGAUUGCCUGGCAGGGAGACUAUGGUGAAUUUGUGAUCAAAGACCCAGACGAGGUGGCAAGACUGUGGGGCAUUCGGAAGUGCAAACCUCACAUGAACUAUGACAAGCUCAGUCGAGCACUGAGGUAUUACUACAAUAAACGUAUUUUGCACAAAACUAAAGGCAAACGCUUCACCUACAAAUUCAACUUCAGUAAGGUUGUUUUGGUGAAUUACCCGCUGUUGGACAUGGCCAGUUCUCCGUUCCUGCUGGCCCAGAACCACUUCAAUGGAGGGGCCGCCACACCAGACUGCAGCCCUGUCACUCCUGAGGCCCUUCAGUCUUUAUUCCCUCGUUUGCCUGAAUCGGGUCGAGGGCCCUCUUUGUUUGAGCGUGGUGCAGGGGCCCCGGGGCCUGAUGGGGACAAGCUGAGAUUAGACACUUUUCCUUUUCUUGGCUCAGGGGCUCCAUGUUACUCCAAACCUCCAUCCCUGUUGGGUCCUUAUCCGCGGAAUCCCUCUUUCGACUACCCCUGGGGCUUCAACCCUUACCUCCCUGGGGCCUUUUCUCUGAACAACUGUCCCAAAUUGCCCCCGGGCUCCCUUUACUCCUCGCACUUCUACCCCAACCCACUGCAGUCCAGCCUGUCUCAGCUACCACACCCCUUCUCUUCACUCUUACCCCCUGGAGACACAACCGGGGCAGAACGCGCACAGACCGGAGGAACAAAUGGCUCAGCAGGUGGUCAGCCUCCCAGACUUUGCAUCCCACCAUACCCAGGGAGCCUGCCAGUUGGCCGGACAGAGCUGGGAAAUGGGGGUACAGGUGUGGGUGACCGGGAAAGAGGAGAGACCAACCUUGGCAUCCCCGUAGCAGGUGGAGGUCUUGGCUUGGGCUUGGGUUUAGGCCUUGGCCUGGGUUUGGGAGGAGUUGGAGGCGGAGGAGGAGGUCGUCAGAGCCCUUCUGAGCGGAGAAAGAGUGUAAAGCAGGAUCCAGAGUCUGACUCGGAGCUGGAAAUCACAGACCUGAGCGACUGCAGCUCCGAGAAUGAAAACGAGCCGGACUUCGCUUUGGGGAAGGAGCAGGGGCUAGGUGCUCGCUCACACCUCCUAGAGGCCAAAUCUGGGCGCCUAGGUGGAGGCUUGCCCCCUCUGUCUUCUCUUCCUCCACCUGUGUCUCCGCAUCCCCUUAAAAGCCUGGUGCCCCUAACUCCUCCACCUUCAUCCCUUCCUCCACCACUCUCUCCCUCACUCAGUAUGGUUGAUCGGCACAGGGAAACAGAGACACUUAAACUUGCUCACAGUUAAUAUGGUCUGUUGUGUGACUUUUGAUGUCUUGAAUGUUCUCUCUUUCUCUUUUUCUCUCUGCGUAUUCCUGCAUUUGUGAAAUAGGCUGUAUAUUCCCAUUUUAUUUUCUUUCUCAGUUCUGGGGACUCCACUUAAGUGGUCGCUCACACAUUUCAAAUAUUGGAGUUUUUUUUUUCUGUGAACACCGUAGUGUCAAAUGAUCAGAAUUAAUACUCUCAAUGCAACCUUAGUCAUUCUGAGACUAUUGUUCAGAGUGAUGGUGCAGCACAAAAAGCAGCAUUUUCAGAUUAUGUUUAUCUAAAAUAUUUCUCGUUCUUUGUUAAUAUAUAAAGAGGGGUGAUUAUACUAUUUUUAUUCUAAGACAGCACAGUAAAGGAAUAUGCAUAUCUUUUAUCACAAACUUUAAAUUGCACUGCAUUCUUGCCCUGAUGAGAUAGGCAGUAAGUUCUGCUUGGUGUACUUCACAGACCCUUUCAAAAGUUGUUAAUGCUAAGCUCUGCAAUACAGUAUUCAGUUGAAGAGUGUAACACACGCUUUGAUUUGAAGCUGAUGUAGGUGUGUUGCAAUAAAGCACUUAAUUGUGUUUCCAGUGGAUUCAGAUAAAUAUAUGGUCAAAUAUUGCCAUCUUGUGGUUAUAUAUAGAAAUCUAAGCGCUCCAUAGUUUCUGGAAAGAAACUUUUUCAUUUAAGAAAACUAUUUAUUUAUUUUUAUUUAUUUAUUUAUUUGUGUUAACGUUUAUGUACCAUCCAUGGUAAAUGUCUUUUUUUUAAUGUCAAAAACUUUAUAAGAAUGAGAGACAUACUCGUACUGCUCAUGUCAGUGAAUAUUUAAAGUUUGUAUCUAUUUCAUUGUAUAUAUUUUAUUAAUGUGUACAUUAUGUUUAAUUACUGUUGCUAUAUGGGAUAGCUGUAUUGGUGUCAUUUUACUCUGUACCUAAAUUAAGAGUGAUUUAUAAGACAAGGACAUUGAUAAGUAGCCUAAAUAUGUGUAGUGAUCCAAAGUUGACAGAGAAUGAGCACUGAUUUUAGUACAUUGCUCAUAAAGAUAGAGUUUAGACAGGGAGGUGUGCAAAUGUUUAUCUGCUUUCUCUUAACCCUGCCCCAUGAUUUUUUUUCUUCUCAGAAACUCCCUAAAAGAUGAUCGUACUGGAUUUUUUUUCAAUAAUUCAUUGACAUAAUAUAAUCACAUGCAAAUAAUAAUGUGCAAAUCUGUACUUUCUUACACGUAAAGGUUUAUUAUGUUUAACAGGGAAGGAUAAAUAUCCUAUUUGAAUGUAAAGACAAUAAAUAGGAGCCAAAUGACAUGUGUGGUUGGUUUUGAAAUAAUUUAGAGAGCUAGUCCAGAACAGGUUUGUUACUGAGGCAUGUGUUUAAAAAAGAGAUUUUACUAACCAGUGCCAACAAUAUUCUUCUGGGUCAUAAGUAAGUUCUUAUCUGAUUUGAGAUAAGAUGAGUUGUUAUAUAAUGGCUGGUCUGCUCUGUGGUCCCUGACUUGCCCGUACUAAAGGAGAUUGCAGCUGUACAUAGACUUUGUGUAUUUGUGUGUAGGCUACACACGCAAAAGAAAAAUACCUUACAGUAAAGUUUUCUUUGUUUUAUUGUGAAAUUAAAAACAGAAAGGAUGACUGGAACAAAAAAUUAAAGAGUAAUAUCUUCAAGAGCAAUAAACAUUAUU
Molecule: messenger RNA, 3864 nt
Organism: Misgurnus anguillicaudatus (oriental weatherfish)
Lineage: Eukaryota; Metazoa; Chordata; Actinopteri; Cypriniformes; Cobitidae
Gene: erfl1
Product: Ets2 repressor factor like 1
Biological process (GO): regulation of transcription by RNA polymerase II; cell differentiation
Cellular component (GO): nucleus
Molecular function (GO): DNA-binding transcription factor activity, RNA polymerase II-specific; sequence-specific DNA binding
Source: RefSeq, a predicted model, not a curated record